AAUGGAGCAGAAGUAGGAAUAGCUAAUGGAGGUCUUUUAGAUGUUCCAAUUUUAACUGAAGUAGAUGAAAUUUUUUUAGGUUCAAAAUCCCCUGGGCCUAAUUCUGUGAUUUUUUUGGAAAUGAUGGGUUAUCUUUGAGAUGCAGAGAAACUAGAAUAAAUAAAAUGAUACUUAAUUUUAUUAAUUCUUUUAGGUUUGAUUGGAUUAUAGGUUGCUGGACCAGGUUAUGGAUUAAAUUGAAUUUAAGUGGCUGCAGUAGGAUAUGCUAUAUUAAAUGAUUAGACAGUUGAAGUAGGA
Messenger RNA from Paramecium sonneborni, 297 nucleotides. The record is from the annotation of a GenBank genome assembly. NCBI's taxonomy places the organism in Eukaryota, Ciliophora, Oligohymenophorea, Peniculida, Parameciidae.